This is a messenger RNA of Musca vetustissima, 1020 nucleotides long. Its product is annotated as odorant receptor 59a-like. The coding region runs from base 1 to 1020 and encodes 339 amino acids. Gene Ontology annotation, cellular component: plasma membrane. The record is from RefSeq and is a predicted model, not a curated record. Lineage: Eukaryota; Metazoa; Arthropoda; Insecta; Diptera; Muscidae. The transcript is spliced from 2 exons. Gene Ontology annotation, molecular function: olfactory receptor activity; odorant binding. Gene Ontology annotation, biological process: sensory perception of smell; detection of chemical stimulus involved in sensory perception of smell.
AUGGUGACCAUUGGUUAUCCUUUGCAUUUGCUAUUGGGCCUAUUCACCAGUACCUCUCUGUAUGAAGUUAUCCAGAAUUUGGCCAUCAGCCUAACGUGUGCGGUAUGUUCGAUGAAAACAUUCGCCAUUUGGUGGAAAUUUAAAGAUAUCGAUGGAAUGUUUGAGAUUGUACAGCGUCAAGACGAACACACCCGACCGGGCGAGCAAACGGAAUAUCUAAAGCAGAAAGUAUAUCCUCCGAUAAAGAAUCUAUUCUUGUUGUUUUACAUUCUGUGCAGUAUGGUAGUCAUAACGGGAGAAAUUUCGGUUAUUUCCAAUGGUUUACGUGGCAACUGGUUACUCAUGUAUCAAUCGUAUUUUCCAUUUGAUCCUUAUGCAUCGUCGAUGAAUUAUGUCAUUGCUCAUAUCUAUCAAGUUAUUGGAUUAUCUUUUACGGUUACUCAGAAUUUGGUCAAUGAUACAUUUGGCGGUGGCCACCUAGCACUUUUGGGUGGUCAGGUCCAUUUGCUGGGAAUGCGUUUAUCCAAUAUAGGACAUAACCCUACGAAAUCGAUGGCUGAAAAUAAUAAAGAGCUUUUGGAGUGUAUUCAUGAUCAUUUGGAUUUAUUGGAAUAUCGUCGCAAAGUCGAGGAUGUGAUUUCCAUGUACAUGUUCUUUCAGAUACUCUUUUCGAGCAUAAAUAUGUGUGUGGAUGUGGUAUUUCUGUUACUCUUUGUCCAGGAUCCAUUUACUAUGAUCUAUUAUGUGUGCUGUUUUAUUGGCAUGAUAUCUGAAGUACUGCCCAGCUGUUAUUUCGGAACAAUUUUGGAAGAUGAAUUUCAAGAUUUGUCGUAUUCCUUGUUCUGCUGCAAUUGGCCCGAUCAGGAUUUAACAUUUCGGAAAAAUCUUCGAAUUUUCGUUGAACAAGCAUCGCGUCGAAUUUAUGUUACUGCCUGGUGGUUUCGCAUUAAUAAUGUUUCCUUUUUAACCGCUGUUAAGGGUUCGUAUUCGAUCUUUUCACUUAUAAUGAAUACGCGUUGA